Messenger RNA from Cylas formicarius (sweet potato weevil), 1179 nucleotides. RefSeq names its product chitin deacetylase 8 (gene Cda9). The record is from RefSeq and is a predicted model, not a curated record. Gene Ontology annotation, biological process: carbohydrate metabolic process. The transcript is spliced from 4 exons. The coding region runs from base 18 to 1139 and encodes 373 amino acids. NCBI's taxonomy places the organism in Eukaryota, Metazoa, Arthropoda, Insecta, Coleoptera, Brentidae.
UGCCAGAAAUAUUCAGCAUGAGAGCGUUAGCAGUGAUCUUUGCCGUAGCUUUGUGUGCCCCUUCAGUUUUCUCUGGAGACGUAGCACAGCAAUGUUCGGACGACCUUUGCAAAAUCGACGAAGAAUGUAGAUGUUCGUCUACUGCAAAUCCGGUUGCGAAAGACCAAGCUCCACAACUCAUUGCCCUAACUUUCUUUGAAGCCGUUACUCAGGACCUGUUCGACACAUACUGGGACCCUCUCUUGUUUAAUAGAAUCAAUCCCGACGGCAAUGUUGUUGGGGCAACAUUUUUUGUGCCCCACGAAUAUACAGACUACGAAAGGGUUAACGAUCUUUAUAACUAUGGUUUCGAAAUUGGAGUACAUUCUAUAACGAAAAACAAUUUGCAAUCGUAUUGGAGAAACGCCCCCCAAGAACUACUCGAACAGGAAUUUGGUGGCCAAAAGAAGAUCAUUUCCAAAUUCGCUAACAUCCCCGAAAAAGACAUCAUCGGAGUGAGGACCCCACAACUGCAGCUCAACGGUAACUACUCAAUCAGCGCUUUCGUGGACGCUGGUUUCAAGUACGACAGCUCUUGGCCCACCCAAAGCAACAGGCCUUUGCUACCGUACACGCUCGACUAUCUGUCGAGUCAAGACUGCGAAUUGGGUGCUACAUGUCCCAACGAACCAUUCAAAGGAUUCUGGAUCCUGCCCAUCGUCGACUUGAAUGGCGCGGAAGAUAAACAGUGCAACAGUUUGGGUGCCUGCGAUGUCAGUGGGACCGUUGACGAAAUAUCAGACUGGUUAUUCAACGAAGUGCAAAAAGUCAGAAACAACAACAGGGCACCUCUGACGAUCGUAAUCGAGUCCAACUGGUUCGAGAAAACGAAGACGUCUUUCGAGGCUUUGCAGAAAACCGUGGACAGGCUGCUCGAUCUGAAAGACGUAUUCUUCAUCAAUCUACAGCAAGUUAUCGAGUGGAUCGAAGAUCCCGUGCCGUUGUCUGAGUUUAAGACGCAUGUGUACGACGACAGAUCAGCCAGCUGUAGGGCGGUCACUUGCAAGCUCGUCAAUGAAGACCAGGAAGACAGAUACAUGAAGUCUUGCGUCACUUGCCCAUCAAAAUAUCCAUGGCUCGGUAACCCCGAUGGCAACUAAGGUUUUGAAACGUUAACAGUUAAUGUCUCAAUAAAUUAUU